AUGUCAGGCUCUAAACUGACUGUCGGGGCCAAGGGGGAUAGUUCCAGGAGGUCAUCUGCUCAAUGGUCAGCUGGAAUCAGAAGGUUCUUCAUCAUUAAGGAAAGUUUCCUGCUCUACUAUGCUGAGAGUGAGAAGAAGAGUUUUGAAAGUAAUAAAUACUUCAAUAUCCACCCCAAGGGUGUCAUACCCCUGGGAGGCUGCAUCGUGGAGCCCAAAGAAGAGCCCAGCAUGCCUUAUGCCAUAAAGAUCUCUCAUGAAGACUUCCAUGGUAACAUUGUUCUAGCAGCCGAAUCAGAGUUUGAGCAGGCUCAGUGGCUGGAGAUGCUACAGGAGUCUGGAAAAGUGACCUGGAAAAAUGCCCAGCUGGGAGAAGCCAUGAUCGAGAGCCUGGAAGCCCAAGGACUGCAGCUGGCCAAGGAAAAACAGGAGUAUUUAGAUAAGCUAAUGGAAGAAACAGAAGAGCUGUGUCUACAGAGGGAGCAAAAGGAGGAACUUGAGCGUCUGAACCAGGUCCUGGAAGCAGAGAAGCAUCAGUUUGAAGAGGUGGUACGGGAGCUGCGGCUGGAGCAGGAACAGAUCAGACAGGAGCUAGAGCUCACAGCCCACUCCCUUAAAGGAGUGGAGGAAGAAAAGAAAGAGUUGCGAAGCCUGAGACAGUCCUUACAGAAGACCCUAGAGGAGCUUUCACUGGAAAAGCAGCAAAUGCUGGAGAUGCUGGAAGAAAAUGAGAGCCAGCUCCCACCUCCAACCAGCCCCAGCAAGGAGCUAAGCCCCAUCUGGGGACUACACUGCAGCCUACAACAGAUUGAAGAAAAGAUGCAGCAACUUCUGGAGGAGAAACUCCUGGCAGAGAAGAGGAUGAAGGAGAAUGAGGAGCGGUCCCGAGCACUGGAGGAGGAGCGGGAGUUUUACUCGUCCCAGUCUCAAGCACUGCAGAACUCACUCUCGGAGUUGACUGCGGAGAAGCAGCAGGCAGAGAGAGACCUCAAGGCUGAGGUGAAGGUGCGCAUGGACCUGGAGAAGAGACUGAGAGAAGCUGAGGAAGCAUUGCAGAGCUUGGAGCAAGGCUUAAAUUCUCUGGAUUGCAACAAGGAGAAAGAGGAGAAGAUGAAAGCAGACGUCAGUAACUUGAGAAAGUUCUUUGAAGAAUGCAUCCGCAAUGCUGAGCUGGAGGCCAAGAUGCCCAUGAUCAUGAAGAACUCUGUGUACAUCCACAAGGCUGCCACUCGUCGCAUAAAGAGCUGCCGCUUCCACCGCCGGAGAUCCAGUGCUUCGUGGAAUGACUUGAAGCAGUCCCAGUCCUUCAUCUUCUCAUGCACAGAAGCUGAAAACAUUGAGGAACUGAAAGAAGCAGCCAAAAGACUGAGCCGGGACCAGCACUUCAGGGAAACUCUCUAUCAAAUCAUGAGGAAACAGCUCACUGCAUGCCCCCUCAUCAGCACUUUGGUGGGGCAUGUUUCCUGGCACAUUUCCUGA
Messenger RNA from Antrostomus carolinensis (chuck-will's-widow), 1476 nucleotides. RefSeq names its product pleckstrin homology and coiled-coil domain containing D1 (gene PLEKHD1). NCBI's taxonomy places the organism in Eukaryota, Metazoa, Chordata, Aves, Caprimulgiformes, Caprimulgidae. The record is from RefSeq and is a predicted model, not a curated record.